GUCUGGGGCGACAUCAAGUGCUAAAGACGUCGAGGCAACAGCCUUAAAAUCACUCGACACGGAUCAGUUCUCUGUUAGAUCUGCAAGUGAAUGGACCGAAAGCACUAUAAGGUACACACUGCUGAGCAAAUUCACACAGCUUUCAAGUUGAAGCAAGAGACUAAAAAAAUUAAAAAGGUUUUUAGAUAAAUAAAUUAAGUGAAGAAAGAUGAAAAGUAAAGUGCAUUCGCCGUUGAUUGGUACAAGCAUAACAGUGAAUAAUGAGUCCGAAAUUAACAAUAACAACACAGAUUCCCGAUUUAAAUUAACCUCUCGUCGCAACAUCAUUUUUAUAUCAAUUGGCCUCAUGUUUAUUAUCGCUGGCAUUGUCUCGAGUAAGAUUUCCGCGCGAAAUGUAGCAUUGGAUGAAAAACUGCGCAUGAGGACAUUUCUGCCUCCUUAUCUCUGGUGGAAACAUCCUCAGCCGAUUGUGCGAUUGCGAAUGUUCAUCUUCGAGGUGAUCAAUCAUGAGGAAUUUCUGAGGGGCGACGAAGUGUUACGGAUGCGACAAGUGGGCCCCAUUGUCUAUCGGGAACACGUUACUCACGAGAAUAUCACGUUCCACCCCGAAAACGACACAAUGACGUUCACGGCGGUGCGUUCGGUGGAGUUCCUGGAGGAGGAAAAUGAGCCCGGAAUCCUCAAUCGAACGAUCAUCGUCCCGAAUCUCGCCGUUCUGGCAAUGGCUUCUCGGCUGAGCGACUCGGCCUUCUUCAUGAAGAUCGGCUACAACAUGAUCCUGCGCAGAUCGGGCGACACCGUCUUCCAGAACACCACCGUCUACAAGUACUUGUGGGACAUGGACGGAAACCUCAUGCGACUCGGCGAGAAGCUGGUGCCCUUCAUGGUUCCCGUGGACAACUACGGAGUCCUGCACAAUCUCUACAAGUCCUUCGCGGAUCGACAGAACGUGAAGAUCGGCACCGCGCACGGCCACGAGCACUUCUUCGAGAUGAACCUGUACAACGACCGGCCCACGGUUCCCGGAUUCCGGCCCGAGCGCGGAGAGUGCUUCGCCUCGAUCGAGAACUCCACGGAGGGACUCUUCUACCCGCAGCGCCUCACGGACGAGUCCGUGCUCAAGUACUGGCGCAAGAGCAUCUGCCGGCCCAGCUUCCUCACCUACGCGGGAGACGAGACGGUGAGCGGCGUGCCCGGGAAGAGAUACGUCCUGCCGGACGACACCUACGAUCGCACGCGCCCCCUCGAGGAGGACUGCUAUCGCGGCGACAACGGCGACGAGUAUCCGGACGGCCUGAGCGACGCGUCCAAGUGCUACCACGGCUUCCCCAUCGUCAUCUCGAAGCCACACUUCCUCAAUCGCACCGGCGAGUGGGUGCGGAGACUCGAGGGCAUGCAGCCCAACGAGGAGGAGCACGGCAGCUUCGUUGUGGCUGAGCCACUCACGGGCGUUCCUCUGAAGGAGUGCGCGAGAUCUCAAAGCAACAUUUAUGUUAGUAAACUUUCUGGCUUCUCAAAUGAAGAUCUUCAAAAGUUUAGCGGAAUGGUGAUUCCUAUGCUUUGGAUGGAAUAUUGCAUGAUGGAGUUAACACCCCUUAUCAACGUGGCCUUGUCGUUCCUCGUUGUUUACCUGGAACCACUCCAGUAUGUUGGCUCGAUGGUUUCUCUAGCACUCGGUUCUAUCGCCCUCCUCCUAGUGGCCGCAGAUUACUAUAGGGACAAAAAGUACAAAAUCAUCAGCUCAGACAGCAAAUACAUUUGAAGCUCUGCAAUUAAAAGUCCAUUCCGAUUUGAUGAAACAAUGCCAGGCAAUGAUGAUUAGCAAAGAUCAAUUUUUUCGCGGGGAUUUACUCACGUCAGGGCGGAUCGACAAAAAAUUUAUACAUACAAUAUAAAUAAUGUUGAACUACUAUGAAAAAUUAUUGCUCCAUCCUAAUAACAAAUCUUCAUCACAGCAUGAAUGUUUCUUUUUCACGUCUCGCCUCAACAGAAACAAAGUAAAACAAGUGAUCAGUCUCUACGACAUUAGGUCUGUUGUGCAAUUUGGCAAAAGAAGUCUGUGAGCAGAGAUACCAUUUGUGUUUUGUUUUAAUAUAAUAAUUAUUAUUAUUAAUUGAAUUUCGCCGCUCCAAUAUAAUAUAUCUCAACUAUUGAUCGCUCGCGUGGACUUUUUUCCCCACGAGCAUUGGGAGGCAGGGUCAAAAAAGCUAUAUGUAAGCUCUGAUGCUGAGGUGAAGGCUUGUUUACCACCGAAAGUAGCAACACGUGUAACAUCGCGUCGUGAUGGAGUGUCAUAUAAAAUGUGUGCGCUAAAGUCUUCGUGUUUGACGGACUGCGGGCAAUGACGGUAGGAUUUUUUUGCUCGACAAACAUAUUUCUUCUUCUUCACUCUUUCGCCUCAUUUUCAUUUCACUAUCU
This is a messenger RNA of Phlebotomus argentipes, 2418 nucleotides long. Its product is annotated as scavenger receptor class B member 1-like. Gene Ontology annotation, molecular function: scavenger receptor activity. The coding region runs from base 209 to 1762 and encodes 517 amino acids. The record is from RefSeq and is a predicted model, not a curated record. Gene Ontology annotation, cellular component: cytoplasm; membrane. Lineage: Eukaryota; Metazoa; Arthropoda; Insecta; Diptera; Psychodidae. The transcript is spliced from 6 exons.